Messenger RNA from Strigops habroptila (Kakapo), 5374 nucleotides. It is a transcript of the gene CDK18, whose product is annotated as cyclin dependent kinase 18. The transcript is spliced from 16 exons. Gene Ontology annotation, biological process: protein phosphorylation. NCBI's taxonomy places the organism in Eukaryota, Metazoa, Chordata, Aves, Psittaciformes, Psittacidae. Gene Ontology annotation, molecular function: ATP binding; protein kinase activity. The coding region runs from base 257 to 1678 and encodes 473 amino acids. The record is from RefSeq and is a predicted model, not a curated record. Gene Ontology annotation, cellular component: nucleus; cytoplasm.
CGCACCGAGCCGAGCGCCGGGUCCCGCACCCGCACCCGCACCGCUCCAACCCCUUCCGGCUCCGGCACCGCUCCAGCCCCGCUCCGGCACCGGCGCCGUCCCCGCUCCCGCCCCGUCCUCGGAGCGGCCCCGCAGCGCCCGUUGCGCCGCCCCUGCCCUUCCCCGGGACCCGGCGUGGCGGCGGCAGGAAGGAGGAAGGAGGGAGAGGGACCUGCUCGGCGGUUGGGCUCUGCCAUCCCUCGCAGCACGAGCUAAAAUGAACAAGAUGAAGAACUUCAAGCGGAGGUUUUCACUCUCGGUUCCCCGAACAGAGACCAUCGAGGAGUCGCUGACGGAGUUCACGGAGCAGUUCAACCAGCUCAACAACCAGAGGAAUGAAGACCUGGCUCAAGGGCACCUGCAGUUGGGACACCUUGGCCGGGACUUCCGAGCAGACACCAGCCCUGUUUCCCCCUCCGAGGGGGAAGGCCAGACCCCGAUGGCCGUGCGCUACCGCAACAACAACCAGCGCCGCUUCUCCAUGGAGGAUGUCAGCAAGCGCCUCUCCCUGCCCAUGGACAUCCGCCUGCCCCCCGAGUUCCUGCAGAAGCUGCAGAUGGAGAGCCCGGAGUUCCCCAAGCCCCUCAGCAGGAUGUCCCGACGGGCUUCCCUCUCAGAUAUUGGGUUUGGGAAGCUGGAAACCUAUGUUAAACUGGACAAACUGGGAGAGGGCACUUAUGCCACUGUCUUCAAGGGACGCAGCAAGCUGACUGAAAACCUCGUUGCCCUGAAGGAAAUCCGCUUGGAGCACGAGGAAGGGGCACCUUGCACGGCCAUACGGGAAGUGUCAUUGCUGAAGAACCUGAAACACGCCAACAUCGUCACCCUGCACGACAUCAUCCACACGGAGCGGUCCCUCACCCUCGUCUUCGAGUACCUGGACAACGACCUCAAGCAGUACCUUGAUAACUGCGGGAACCUGAUGAGCGUGCACAACGUGAAGAUCUUCAUGUUCCAGCUGCUGCGGGGUCUGGCUUACUGUCAUGGGAGGAAGAUCCUGCACCGAGACCUCAAACCCCAGAACCUGCUCAUCAAUGAGAGAGGGGAGCUCAAGCUGGCUGACUUCGGACUAGCCAGAGCCAAGUCAGUCCCUACAAAAACAUAUUCCAAUGAGGUGGUCACGCUGUGGUACCGGCCUCCUGAUGUCCUGCUGGGAUCUACCGAGUAUUCCACACCCAUCGACAUGUGGGGCGUUGGGUGCAUCCACUACGAGAUGGUCACCGGGCGGCCCAUGUUCCCCGGCUCCACGGUGAAGGAGGAGCUGCAUUUGAUCUUCAGGCUGCUGGGAACCCCAACAGAAGAGACCUGGCCUGGAAUAACAUCCAAUGAGGAGUUUAAGGCUUACAAUUUCACACAGUACCGAGCGCAGCCGCUAAUAAAUCACGCCCCAAGGCUGGACUCAGAAGGCAUUGACUUGCUGAUGAACCUCCUUCUGUACAAAGCCAAAGGCCGGAUCUCGGCGGAGGCAGCCCUGCAGCACGCCUACUUCAAGAGCCUGGGGGAGCGGGUGCACCUCCUGCCCGACAAUGCCUCCAUCUUCUCCCUGAAGGAGAUCCAGCUUCAGAAGGACCCUGGCUACCGAGGCUCAGCCUUUCAGCAGUCAGCCCGAGGGAAGAACAGGAGGCAGAGUAUAUUUUAAACUUGGAUCUCGUGUUCCCCUCGUCACCAUGGAGAUCAGAGCACUGAGAAAGGAGACGGCAGCUCCCACCUGACCCACCGCACAAUUACUGACUCCAGCAGGACGAUGCUGAAGCGCCCUUGGCCUUAGGCUCUCCCCUGCCCGUCCCCACCACCACAGCCCCUAAUAGCUGCUGUUGAGGGACCUGUUGCCUUUCUCCCCUCUUGUUGUCAUGUUGCCCCCAUCAGACGUGACCUGCACGUGAAGCACAAAACCCAGGGCAGCCCUCCCAUAUUUGCCCUUGCCUCUUAUAAUCCCUUUUUCUCUCCCUAUCUUUUGUACCUGAAUCCUGACAAAGAUGGAGCAGCUGGGAGGAGGGGGCUUCCCAUUGCUUCCCCCAGCAUCUCCCUCUCCUUGCCUCCAUUGUGUUCCCAAAUUCAGUCAGCUGGAUGCUCCCCAGGGAUGUCCUGAGCUGGGAGAGCAAGGCCUGGUUUAUCCUGCCUGGGGUGCAGAUAUCUGGUGGUGGGGCUGUGCAGAAGUAGAGCCAGAUGUUGGCUCUGUGCUGCCCCCAAGCCCUUCAUCCAGCCCUUCCCAAGCACCGAUGGAGCAGCCCCUUCCUCCUCUCGGAUCCUGCCACCCCACUACCCUCUCUGCCAUCGUCAGGAGGGGCAGGACACGCUUCCCAGCCAGCAUCUCCCCCCAUCCUGUGGCUGAGCCCCACGCGACGUGGCAGAGCCCGAGCAGCGCAUCCUCUGCGCACCAGCGUGUUGCGCACACCCACCUCAGCGCAGCUCUACCCGGAGGAAAGGGGGAGAGGUGCCAAACUCCCACAGCUCAGCUGUGGGCACCAGAAAUAGACCCGGAGAGAAGCAAAUCCUCCCUCAAACCUCUCUGCCUGCCCUCUGUGUUUGUAGCCAGCACCAGAUCAUACCAGCCCUGACUCAGACUGAUGCUGUGCGACCGGGGUAUGUGCUUAGGUAUGAACGUGCUUUGCUGGCCGAGGACUGCUCCUGGUGUGUUUUCCCCUCUGCACACUUCAGGAACGUGCCGAAUCCAUCCUGAGUGAAGAGGCCCCUGCUGCACCUCUCCCCCACAGCCUGAAAACAGCCUCAAACGUCUGCAAGUGUGUGAGCGUUGUCUCCCCGCUGUAUAAUAUUCACAUCCUUUUUUUGGCUGUCUCGGCUGACUGGUCCUCUCGCCCACCCCCAUCCUCCAGCCCAUGGAUGUGGACAGGACACUGUGGACUUGGCAAGUGCUGUGACCAUCACCUGGCACUGGGAUUGGCAGGACAUGCUGAUGUCUUAGUCCGUCACGCUCUCCAUGCCCCUGUUUCCAGGGGAGCGAGGGCUGGUUUCUGCUUUGAUGUGUGUCAUUUGUUCUGUGAUCCUCGGGAAAUGCAGAACGUGAGGAUAAACAUGGAGACCCUGGAGGCCCCAGAGCUUCUGGGGCGACUCCUCUCUGUGCCACUGCUUGAUGCACCCUCUGAGCUUCCCCCGAUCCAACCAAGCUGUUCAUUCGGGUUUGUCCUAGACAAGCAUCCAGACGUCUGCAUUGUUUGAGGUUUGCCCAUCCCUGCUCCAUUCCUCUCUCACCAUGUCCAGCGUACAGCAGGCUGAAUAGUUCAUUAAUUGUUUCCAUUUGAUAGGGAAGAGCAUGAACAGCCACCAGCCAUCAGUGACGCACUUCACCCUGAUGGCAGGGGAGUUACUGCCUGGUUCCUACGCCUGGCUCCUGCUCCGUGGGGCUUUGCAGUGGGGAGGUUCACAAAGGGAGGAGUAAGCCUGAACGCUCACAUUGUCACUUGUCUUUCACAAAGGCAUUUUACACAGGAAUUUCCUUGGCAUGGCAGGGAUCUGUGGUGCAGACACGCACUUCCCAGGGCAGCUCCCAGCGGGAGUUAGCUCAGCAGACAGGCCAGCUCAUGGAUACAGCAUCAUCUGUGCAGGUACAUGGGGUGAAGAGUGCUGGUGUGCCCGCGGAGGACAGCCUCCGCUGUGCUCUGUGAGCACAGAUCAGACCAGGGAGAGCAGGAACGCCCUCCACAUGCCCUUGGGAAGCUCAUUCAGGAUGUUUGACCUGUCUCUGUGUGGGUUUCUUGCUUGGCAUUGCCAUCCCCGUGCGUUGAGAUGGCCUCUUGCUGGGGCUCUCAGGGAGGGAGGAUGAGGCACACCACAGCACACCACCACCUCGGGGUAGUCUCAGCUCUCCCCCCAGAAGAGAGAUAUUCCAGCUGAAGGUCAAGGUCACCUACAGGGGGAAAAGAGCUAGCAACCACCAUGUAGACAGACCUGCUUUGCCCGGGAUCAGAUAGCAAAGACAAAGGGCCUCUUAGCUGCUGUUUAUUCUUUCGUAGCCUUUGCCUUUCCCCAUACAAAUCCUCCUUAAAGGAAACACUAAUAUUUAUUAGCCCUGUGAGUUACUAAGAGCCCAAAUAGAAGAUAACCCCUUUUGUUCCACUGCAUUGAGUGGGUAUUUGAUUCUUGUUCAGGAGGGCAAUAGUGUGAGUCAAUAUUUGGUGUCCUGCUGAGCAAGAGUUGAUCUGCCAAGCUCCUGUCACUGCUGCCCUUGCACUUGUCGGCUGGCAGAGCCCUGAGGAUCUCAUCUCCCACCAAAGCUGCCCACCAAAGCCCUUCUCUAUCUCCUGGAUGGUGGCACAGUUCCCCUGAGGACCAUGCGUCUGACAGGGUUUAUGAGGAUGGAGAUCUCUUGGACUAGGGAAGUAAUAACUCCCUGUGCUGGGCACUGGUGAGGCCGCACCCCGAAUCCUCUGUUCAGAUCUGGGCCCCUCACUACAAGAGAGACAUUGAGGUGCUGGAGCGGGGCCAGAGAAGGGCACCGGAGCUGGUGCAGGGCCUGGAGCACAAGUGUGAUGAGGAACGGCUGAGGGACCUGGGGGGGUUUAGUCUGGAGAAGAGAAGGAUCAGGGGGGACCUUCUCGCUCUCUACAACUGCCUGACAGGAGGACGGAGCCAGGAAGGGGCUGGUCUCUGCUCCCAAGGAACAAGGGAUGGGACAAGAGGAAACGGCCUCAAGCUGCCCCAGGGCAGGUUUAGAUGGAGAUGAGGAACAAUUCCUUCCCCAGAGGGUGCUCAGGCAUUGGAACAGGCUGCCCAGGGCAGGGCUGGAGUCACCGUCCCUGCAAGUGUUCACACCCCGUGUAGCCGAGGCCUCAGUGCCAUGGGUUAGUGGUGGCCUUGGCAGUGCUGGGGAGCGGUUGGGCUUGAUGAGCUUAAAGGUCUUUUCCAACCUGGUUGAUUCUAUGAUGCUCCAGUCUAAGAACCCCUGAGCUCUGCUCCCCCUGCUGCAAGGGGAGGAAAUGUGUGUUGGGAUUCCUGCUGCCAACGGCAUCGCUCCCUGCCUGCUCCAGCAGCUCAUCGCGCGCAGGCUUUCCCAGCUGGAUGUUUAAAGCAGCAUUAAUGAAGAUGCUGGGAAUGGCUGUGGCUCUCCGGCAUUUCUUUCAUUCCAUGGGUUCUCCCAUCCCAGAGCUUUGACAAAAGGAAACUGUUGUUUUGUCUUUCCAGACAUUUUUGUUGCAAUUAUUAAUAUGGUUUUUUUGUUACCAGUUCUGGUGGGAAAUGGAGUUUUUGGCUGUGCCCUCAGGAAAGGCUCUGUUCUGUCGUCUCUCCAGCUGAUAGCUAGCUAAAGAAAUGUAAGUAAUGGCAUGUGUAAAGCAAGGUCAGUGUUACAGGACAACAAUAAAGAGGCAGAGCUAUUUAA